Aspergillus mulundensis is the source of this 1467-nucleotide messenger RNA. Its product is annotated as sorting nexin-4. The transcript has 2 exons. Lineage: Eukaryota; Fungi; Ascomycota; Eurotiomycetes; Eurotiales; Aspergillaceae. Gene Ontology annotation, molecular function: phosphatidylinositol binding. The record is from RefSeq and is a predicted model, not a curated record. Gene Ontology annotation, cellular component: phagophore assembly site. Gene Ontology annotation, biological process: autophagy; cytoplasm to vacuole targeting by the Cvt pathway. Bases 1 to 1467 code for a protein of 488 amino acids.
AUGGAUCACGACGACUUCGAUAGCGUCUCGUGGCGCCAUGGCCCAGACAGCGAUACCUCACGACCCCCGACGUCUGAAACCGAUACCGAAGAACAACAUGAGAACCGUCGCGAUCCCAAUGGCAAGCGGAGGAUGAGCUCGGCGAGCGAGAUCCCCCAGGCGGGGCCACACGCCGACGCCUUGGACCUCGCAGGCAUCGGAGAUGGAGUAUUAGAGUGUCGGGUGGAUUCCCCGAUCAAAGAGAACGACGGUACAAAAGAUGCAUACAUUUCAUACCUAGUAUCUACGCAUACCGAUUUCAAGUCCUUUCAAAGAUCCGACUUCACUGUGCGCAGGCGAUUCACCGACUUUGUUUUCCUCUAUAAGACGCUAUACCGGGAGUACCCUGCCUGCGCGGUGCCGCCGCUGCCGGAUAAGCAUAAGAUGGAGUAUGUGCGCGGAGACCGAUUCGGGCCGGAGUUUACCACGCGGAGAGCGUGGUCUCUGCAUCGCUUUUUGAAGCGCCUGACGCUGCACCCGGUCCUGCGGAGGGCUCCUUUGCUAGCGAUCUUCUUGGAGUCGCCUGAUUGGAAUGCGCAUAUGAGAGUGCGAGGGUCGCGGGCUUCGACAGGUGGAUCGGAUGGAGGUGGUACGGGGAUCUUCGAUAACUUCACCGACACGUUUGUGAAUGCGUUUACGAAGGUCCAUAAGCCAGACCGCAGGUUUAUUGAGGUGCGGGAGAAGGCGGACAAGCUGGAUGAGGAUUUGAACCAUGUCGAAAAGAUCGUAGCGCGAGUUGCUAGACGCGAGGCGGACUUGGAGACGGAUUACAAUGAUUUGGCCACGCAGUUCCGAAAGCUUGUACCGCUGGAGCCGGAUGUCGAAGUGCCCUUACAAGUUUUUGCUGCCUCUGUUGAAGAAACAGCGCGGGGAAUCAAGAAUCUUAAGGACCACACGGAUCAAAAUUACUUGGGCUCCCUCCGCGACAUGGAAGCCUACAUAUUAUCUGUCAAGGCACUUCUAAAAACGCGCGAGCAGAAGCAACUCGACUUUGAAGCCCUGGUCGACUACCGCAACAAAGCGGUGGCGGAGCGGGACUCCCUCGCCGCGAAUCCAUCCUCAUACUAUGCCUCCAACCCGCUCACGUCCUCCCCAGCAUCUUUCAUCCGGUCGAAGAUGGAGGACAUGCGCGGAGUCGACCACGAGCAAUCACGCCGAGAGCGGAUGCGGAAACUGGAGCUGCGGAUCGACGAGCUCACGCGGGAGGUGGAAUCAGCCAAGACAACGUCGGAGAUGUUUGACGAGGAGGUGGUGCGGGAGGUGGCAGACUUCGAGAGAAUCAAGGCAAUCGAGUUCCGAGAUUCCAUGGGCGCGCUGGCAGAACAACAUAUCGAGUUCUACCAGGGUGUACUGAACACUUGGGAACGAUUUGUUGCUGAGAUGGAGGAGGAACAGAGUAAUGCGGGGGACGCUCAUCCCAACGUAUAA